AUGCCUUCUCAUUUCGAUACUAUCCAAUUACAUGCAGGUCAAGAAGACGCAAGCACCAAUGCUAAUAAUCCAAAUGCUGUUCCAAUUUAUGCUACAACAUCAUAUGUAUUCAAUGAUUCCAAGCACGGUGCUCAAUUGUUUGGUUUAGAGACUCCUGGUUACAUUUAUUCCCGUAUUAUGAAUCCAACUGUUGAUGUCUUUGAAAAAAGAAUCGCUGCUUUAGAAGGUGGUAUCGCUGCUUUAGCUGUAUCUUCUGGUCAAGCUGCUCAAACUUUGGCCAUUACUGGUUUAGCUCAUGCUGGUGAUAAUAUCGUUUCAACAAGUUACUUAUAUGGUGGUACUUAUAACCAGUUUAAAGUCGCAUUUAAAAGAUUAGGUAUUAAUGUAAAAUUUGUUGAAGGUGACGAUCCAAAAGAUUUUGAGAAAUUGUUUGAUGAAAAGACAAAAGCUGUUUAUUUGGAAACCAUAGGUAAUCCAAAAUAUAAUGUUCCAGAUUUUGAAAAAAUUACUGAAGUUGCUCAUAAGCAUGGUAUCCCUGUCGUAGUCGACAACACUUUCGGUGCCGGUGGUUAUUUCUGUCAACCAAUUAAGUACGGUUGUGACAUUGUAACACACUCUGCUACAAAAUGGAUUGGUGGCCAUGGUACCACUGUUGCUGGUGCAAUUAUUGAUUCUGGUAAAUUCCCAUGGAAGGAUUAUCCUGAAAGAUUCCCACAAUUCUCAAAACCUUCUGAAGGUUAUCAUGGUUUAGUAUUUAAUGAUGCCUUUGGUCCAGCUGCUUUCAUUGGCCAUGUUAGAACUGAAUUGCUAAGAGAUUUAGGACCAUGUUUGGAUGCAUUCUCUGCUUUCUUAUUGCUACAAGGUGUUGAAACAUUAUCUCUAAGAGGUGAAAGACAUGGUGAGAAUACUUUAAAGUUAGCUAAAUGGUUGGAAAAGUCUCCUUAUGUUUCCUGGGUCUCUUACCCUGGUUUACCUUCUCAUUCUCAUCAUGAAAAUGCAAAGAAAUAUUUGUCUAAUGGUUUCGGUGGUGUUUUAUCAUUCGGUGUCAAGGAUCUACCAAAUGCCAGCGAUGAAAAGGAUCCAUUCAAGGCUUCUGGUGCUCAAGUUGUCGAUAAUUUGAAAUUAGCUUUAAAUUUGGCUAAUGUUGGUGAUUCUAAGACUUUAGUUAUUGCUCCAUACUUCACAACCCAUCAACAGUUGAAUGAAGAAGAAAAAUUAGCCUCUGGUGUCACUAAAGACUUAAUUCGUGUCUCAGUUGGUACUGAAUACAUUGAUGAUAUAAUUGCAGACUUCCAACAAUCCUUUGAAAAAGUCUUUGCAGGUCAAAAACCAUGA
This is a messenger RNA of Vanderwaltozyma polyspora DSM 70294, 1335 nucleotides long. RefSeq names its product bifunctional cysteine synthase/O-acetylhomoserine aminocarboxypropyltransferase MET17 (gene MET17). The transcript has a single exon. The record is from RefSeq and is a predicted model, not a curated record. NCBI's taxonomy places the organism in Eukaryota, Fungi, Ascomycota, Saccharomycetes, Saccharomycetales, Saccharomycetaceae. Gene Ontology annotation, molecular function: transferase activity, transferring alkyl or aryl (other than methyl) groups; pyridoxal phosphate binding. Gene Ontology annotation, biological process: transsulfuration. The coding region runs from base 1 to 1335 and encodes 444 amino acids.